AUGCCGCGAUUGGCUCCAAUGCAGCAGCACUUUGGGGCGGUCAUCUCGGAUCGCGAGCCGGAAUCGAAGGAUCUGGCAGCCUCGCAAGAGCUGGAGAAGUUUCUCAAGGCGAUGGGGUUGUACGAGAACGCGGAGGGAUCGAAGAGGCGUAAGGCGGUGCUGCUGAUGCUGCUGAAGCUAGUGAAGGAAUGGAGUGGGAAGAUAGCGGCGGAGGAGGGCCUCGACAAGGAGGAGGUCUCGCCGGCCACUCUCAAGACUUUCGGCUCGUACCACCUAGGAGUUCACACGCCGGACGCGGACAUCGAUGUGCUAUGCCUGGCACCUCGGCACUGCUCCCGAGAGUCGUUCUUCACCUCCUUCUGCCAGAUACUCCGCAACCACACCGAGAUAGACGAGCUAUUCCCCGUGCCGGAAGCUUACACACCCGUGAUCAAGUUCAAGGCCCAGGGAGUAAGCAUCGACAUGCUCUUCUGCUCUCUGCACUACCCGAAACUGCCCCGCCUUUGCAACGUCCACGUCCAGGAGCACCUGCGCCACCUGGACGAUGCGGGAGUCCGCAGCCUUAACGGAGUGAGGGUGGCGGAGCUCAUACUGUCCCUGGUGCCCAACCACCAAGCCUUCCGGACCACUCUCAGGGCGGUCAAGGAGUGGGCUAGGCGGCGGGGGAUAUACAGUAACGUGCUGGGCUGCUUGGGCGGGGUUAACUGGGCAAUCCUGGUGGCCUUCGUGGUGCAGAGGUACCCCAACGCUUCGCCCUCGGUGCUGCUCACCAAGUUCUUCCUCAUGUACCACCGCUGGAAGUGGCCCAACCACGUGUCUCUCAACGAGCUGCAGAGUCUCCAGGAGACGAACGUUACGGAAGGGCACCCGUUCCCCCUGCACGCCGUGUGGAACCCCGUGGCAAACCCGCGGGACAAGGCGCACCUCAUGCCCAUCAUCACACCCGCCUACCCGGCGAUGAACUCGAGCUACAACGUGGGGGAGCCGCAGAUGCGCCUCAUCAGAGAGGAGAUCGCUCGCGGGUGGAGGAUAACGAAAGGGAUCAGCCUCGGCAUUGCGAACUGGGCAAACCUGUUUGAGCGCAGCGACUUUUUCUGGCGAUUCGAGCUAUACGUACAGGUGGACAUCUCGGCACGAAGCGCGGCGGACCACCGUCUGUGGUUCGGUUGGAUCGAGUCGCGCAUGCGCAGCUUCCUCGUGUGUCUGGACCAAAUCGACAUGGUGGAGGCCUACCCGUUCGUUAACCCGCUGCCGAACCCGUAUUUGACCAACGCUGAGACCGGGGCUGUGGGGAACUCGUUCUUCAUCGGGUUGGGUUUCCCUGAGGUCGCGAACGGAAGGAGUCCCUCAGGGGUGCCGGUCGACCUCACUCCCGCCUGGAGAGAUUUCAUGAUGCGGGUGGAAUUGUGGGGAGACCGGCGAAGACGGCGCGAAGGAAUGGAGGUGGAUGUCAAAGCCGUCAACGUCCACCUCCCCUUUUCCCG
Molecule: messenger RNA, 1484 nt
Organism: Ectocarpus siliculosus
Lineage: Eukaryota; Phaeophyceae; Ectocarpales; Ectocarpaceae
Source: the annotation of a GenBank genome assembly